UACGGUGGCGGCAUGUGCUGCAUAAACAAUGAAGACCAGUCUGUCACUAGUCGCUGUUGCCAGCAGACGUGUUCGUCUUGCGAGCCGUACGUACAGUUUUGUCGGAUUUGAGUCAUAGUCGUUUUAACCAUUACAAGUGCGUGUAUUUGAUUUGAUAUUGCUUAUACUGUCUUGUGUAGAAAAUAUAAAUCCCUCAAAAAGUGUUGAAAAUAUAAUUUCACAAUUCUAAUUAUUAUUAAAAUUAAAACUACAACAAAUGGUUUAUCAUCGGCGAACAAGUGAAAUGAAUAUUUAUGGUAGAUAGGAUUAAGAUCGUGUUGGAAACCUGACAACUAUCAAUAUCAUAGCAGUGGAAAGUGCAGUGAAUUAACACAAUCCAUUCUGAGCAAACCAAAGGAAUUGGAAUAAAAGAGAUACAAAAAUAUUCAAAAUGAAUUCAAUUGUCAUUGUUUACAUACCACAUACGGUCGAAUAUACACCUGAUGUACAAUUUUCCUCUUUGGAGUAUGUUACUGUUCCAAUCAAUGAAUCCAAAAUCGAAACCAUUAGUAUGAAUGCGAUGAAAUCAAAUUCAAACAUGAACUGUGAAACAACGAUGGAAAACGCUGAAAAGCUUAAUCAACACAUCAUGAAGGACGAUCUGAUUUUGCUGGCUUCGGAGGAAAAAUCGAGCUUGAGGCGCAGCUGUGGUUUUCUGGAAGACGAAGGUCAUGCGGCUUUAGAUAGUGAUACAAAUCCACUAAACUACGUUCCAAUAAGCAAUGAAAUAAUUUUGGAAGUAUCGUCGUCAAGCUUUGAUGAAGGAAUAGGCUUGAGUAACACUGAAGAAUCAAGUGAUGAUCAAGCGAGUGCCAAAUCCAACUCGCUGACAGCCAACAACUCUGUGAAGAAUCCAGCAGCGAAAGGCUAUCAACGUAAGCAAAGUAAGGAUAAAUUAAAAAACUACAAAUGUGAAAUCUGCCAACAAGUGUUCAUGAUGAAAAAACACCUUCGGGAGCAUCAUGUAAUUGAGCAUCCGGGAGAAAACUGUAACAAAUGUGCCAUAUGUGAAAAAACGUUCAAACUACGGUCGAAUCUUCGGCAGCAUCUUCGUAUCCAUACGGGUGAACGUCCAUUUCGAUGUGACAUUUGCGGCAAGACAUUUGUACAGGGCAGCGCUCUAACUGUCCACCGGGAAUUACAUAAGGAGCAGCGUGACUAUGAGUGCUCAGUUUGCAAAAAAGCAUUUAAAUCGAAGUUUGCCUUCAAAAAACACGAAAAAGUACACAUUGGACUGCGGCCAUUCAAGUGUGAUGAGUGUGGAAAAUCAUUCACCCAAUCAUGUAACCUGAAAGCACACCAAAAAUUGCAUACAGGAAAUCACGCAUAUCAUUGCACGACCUGUUCAAAGACCUUUCGCUUCAAAUCCCACUACCAAGAUCAUCUAAUGACGCACACCAAGGAGAAAAAAUACUGCUGUGCCCAGUGCGGUCGUACGUUUGCUUACAAAAACUCCUUCCAGCGGCACACCCUAAUCCACCGGGAUGAAGCUCAACACCAGUGUAUGGGAUGCGGGAAACAGUUCAGCAAACUAAGUCACCUCACCUUCCAUUACAAAUCUCAAGGUUGUGCUCGUAAACUAGCACAAGAGGGUGAGGUAGAUAGAGCUUCAAAAAAUCUGACUUGCGACAUUUGUAACAGCGUCUUCGAACGCGACGAUACUUUACUGGCCCAUCGAAACGAGCUGCACAGCUGCGAGGAUAACGUGCACGAAAAGGGACGAUGUCGGUACAAAUGCGUUAUCUGUAGCAAAUCGUUCCAGGAAGAGAAGGAAUUGCGUACCCAUUUCAAGUUGCACGAAGCCGACGAUUGUCCUUUUCAGUGUGGGAUGUGUGGAAUCCUUAAUUUAAACAAUACCUAAAAACCGGUAAGGUUCUCGUUAAAGGGUAUGCUAAUAAAAUGAAGAAGAAUCAGGCCAAAUUUACUGUAUGAUAAGGACUUAUUCUGUGAUAUCUCAGAGUGUAUGAAAAAUAUGUGUUUGUACUGGUCGUUUCGUAUUAAACAGCGAAUAUCUACAAGAUAAGAUUAGUGUUUUAAUUACCGUCGCAAACCACAUUUUGUGACAAUCCUCACUCCGAAGCCAUCCUAAAUUAAUGGAACCAAAAAUCAUAAUGGAAAAGAUUUGUCUCUAGUACGGUCGUUGCUGCAGGGUAGCUUAUCUCAUAUGCAUAUGUUGUCUAUGAAAACGUUGGUAAAUGGUUCAUGCCGACUAUGAAAGGUGUAGGAAUAACCCUAGUGGGAGUUUCUAGUUCCUUAAUAGAGGUAGUAAUCCAUUCCAGUUUCUUAGACAGAACCUUUAGAAAGGGAUAUUAUAUACCUAACUAAUUGAAAGGCCCUGCCCAGCACUGAAACAUCUUAAACAUUUGUUCUCUGUUCAUUCAUAAUGCUCAACACGGAACUGGAAUGGAUUUAAAUGGAAACAUAAUAAAACUAUUAGUAUUAAUUUUUGCCUAGUUCAUAUGGUCCAAUUCUAUGGGUAAGUUUCGUGUUACAGUAGUCAAGGCGUAUAUCUUUUAUAGAGUUAUGGAGUCACAUGUACCGAAACUUGUAUAUGCAGGGCUGACUAUUCUACUAGCUGAGGCUUCAGCUAAGGCAGUCGUAUACACUAACUACUGCUCUUGUGACAAAUAAGGAGAAGAAUACAGACAAGACUACUUGGGUUGUUGUGGAAAACAUUUACUCACACCUUACUUUUCACUGUUAAGCUAGACAUGCCAUCUAGUUUCUGUUUUGGAUACUGGUCGAAAUUUUGAAUACGAUUCCACAAAUUUCAUAACACUCAAUUCCAAACGAAAAUUUUAUCGAAGAUAAUUUACCUAGCUCUUGCCCAUGUGACUAACUAGUAUUCUUUCCAUUCUUUAUUCUAACUUCAAUUAUACUUUAUAGCCUAAUCCUGAUUUCAUUCCCAGAGUAUUUUUCCUCAAGGUUCAAAUUUAUUUUUUUUGCUGGUUCUUAUUUCCUAGCAUUAUAUAGGUAUUACUUCAUUGUGAACCUUAAUGAGUAGCCACUUCUCUUGUUUCGUUAUCAUUUGGCUAAAGUAAAAAAAAUAGUUUGCUAUAUCAAGUAAUUGUAAACUUGGUUUGUGACUUUUAGGCUAUCCAUUGCAGGAUAGCCAGUAAUACGUAUGGUGGGCUAGGUCCAUACAAGGCUUGAUUCCAUGUCGAGCAUAUUCUAAGUGAUGUGAGUUGAUAACUGUGUCAUGAAGCCGUGCCCAUAAAAAAUGUAAAAAUGUAAAUGUAAUUGUAAUGUAAUGUGAAUGUAAAAAUAAGCAUUUUGCAAAGUAUUGAGUUAUUUGCAAUUAUUUGCAUUUAAACGGCCACAAAAAUAGUGGCUGUGUCGUAAAAUGAUUAGUAUUUCGGAUUUAAAGUACUUAUUGUACCGAGAAAUCCAUCUUAAUUAUUUUAACUACGUUCUAAUGAUUUUAAACAUUUGCUUGUGUUAUUAAAAAUACAUAAGUUUUUUUCUCCCAUUCUAAACUUUUCAAACUUUAUCUUAAAAAAUGUGAUUUUCAAAUUCACAUUCACUUUCACACUUGAAACAUUUACGCAACAUAACAUUAUUUCGCAGCUAAAUAUAUUUUUUUUCUUUUUUUUAAAGUAAAUUACGGAAUAUAAAAUGGUAUUUACUAAACAUUUCAAUGAAAACACAUUGAGUUUUUGAGAUAAUUAUACCUCUUUAACAUAUAUCUAAUAUAUAACAUAGAUGUUAUAACAUUUAACAACCCAUAGCUGCAUGAUACAAGAGGAAAACGAUUUUAACAAUAUCUUAUUUGAUUAAUUCAAAAUUAGUGGUUUUAAAUAAUUCACGAAAAGUUCGAUUAUUUCCAAAACUUUUAUAAUUUAUUUUGUUACUUUUAGGUAUAGUAGCACUAUAAAAGCUAACGCAUUUAGAUGAAUAACAAUGAAAUAUUGGCAAUUUAGCAAACCUUUACAUAGCAAAUUUUGCUUACGCCAAUCACGUACACGAGCAAAAUUAUGGCGGCACGUUUUUGACCAGUCAUUCCGGACAGUAAUGCUGCGCAAAGAACAGCAAGGACAAAAGAAAAAACAAAAUUGAAUUGCUCAAAUUACACGUUUGUUUGGUGCAAAAAGCAGCAUGAGUACUAAAUGUUGAAUUACGAAUUGCUAGCUAAGCUCUCCAUAUUGAAUUCCUCUGAAUUUAUUCUGAAAUGAAACUACUUCAUAGUCGAACAGCUGGUAAACUUUCAAAAUAGCUUUCAUAUUUUCAUUCUUUUUAGUAUCUUAAAGGAUAUUGGCUUGGGGAGUACAGUUAAUCCCUUAUAGGAUUUUCUAUCUGUAACUUAUUGAUAGUAUGAAAUUUAGACAUAUGUCUACGUUCAAUACGAGCCUUGAACCCAUGACGAACAUGUUGUUAGGUCCUGUGAGUUGAUAAAUACGGGAGCGACACGGUUGUAAGACUACAUAUAACUUUAAGAAAUAAUUUUCAUAUCUUUAUUGCAAAAAAGACUCUUUUGUGCAGGUUUAAAAGUUUGUUAUAACAAUCCAGAGUAAAAUAUAUAGUACCUCAUGUUUUUUUUGCAUUAAACAGUUAUAGCCACGACCAAAUUACGACAAUCCAUGGCAAUCCAACAAUUUUCAUAAUUAUUGAUUCGAUUCCGGUAGAUUUGAUUGAUAGUUUCUGCGUGAUUUUCUGCUUUUAUUAUAGCUAUCUCUGCGGAUUUCGUAGCAAGGCACGUUGAUUACGUGAAGGUGUAUUAUUUUAUGUUGCCUAUAUCUAACCUUCUUCACGUCCAACGAAAAAUAUUCUUUUUGAUCAAUGACAGAUGCUACAAUAAAAAAGAAUAAUAAUAAAACGAUUUCAUCUUAUGCACUACCUCAGAGGAAUAAUAUGUACAACAUUUUUAAGGAACAUAUGUGUACCCUACAUUUUUUUAUUUCAGUGUUUACAAAACACCACGUUGCUUGUGUAAUCAUUGAUAAUUAUGUGGUUUAGAGAGAGAGAGAAUUAUAUUCUUUCGCAUCCAAACGAAUAACAUGACUCAAAAAGUUAUGUACAAUAUUGAAUAGUUCCACGUUUUUUUGUUUUCUUUGAAUUAUUCCAAGGUAUAUUAUGAUGGAUUAGUCCCAUCACUGUAAUCAGUAUCAGUAAAGUGCAAGAUUUUGUUGUUCUUGGAUUAUUAUUUUGUAUUUUGCAAAGUAAAAGUAUCAACAUGUUUAAAGAUUCCACAAAUGUUAGUAAUAUUUGUAUAUAAUCCUAUUAUUCGAAAAUAACCUUCCGUCGCGCCUUUCUAUUAACGGCAUCGACCUAUGCGUGAUUUCAUUGAUUGUCGCCAGAUCGGGGCCACUUUUCACCUCCAACGCACCACUGACCAAUACCGCUAGCCAAACUUGAUUAUGUCUUAUUGUUCUGUCAGGAUCGUGUGACUUGAAUUCAUUAUCUGUGCGCUAGAAAUCGUGUAUAGAAACCUGAAGCACUUCGACUACUGCAUACACGCUUGCCGAAUAGCGAAAUAUUAACAUCACAGUUACGUACCACUAAUACCAUCACGCUUCCCAAAACAACUCACCCACGGCUGGAAAUAUAUCCGUUCGUUGAAUAUAACGUUUGGCAUAUACCAAUGGCUUCGUAUCUGGCGCAGCAGCCUUUAUGGGAGCCUCCGCAUUACCAGUAUGUCUUCCGCAACUGAGUACGUGUCGUCUCAAAUUUUGGCCCUUCGUGUACGUGCUUUGAGUGAACAAAUUCCUCCCAGAAGCUCCAAAUCAUUAUACUUUUGCUUCGAGAAUACCCCCUGGAAGCGAGUUUUUCUGUUAUAACACUGAUUUUGAAUCGAUAUUGUGUAUUUUAUUUUCAACUAACAAGAAAAUUAUUUUUACAUUGUGGAAUUCUGUUUCUAAAUUAUUACAACAAGAAGUUAGUAUUUAUAUUUAGCAAUUGAAGUGUUUUUCUCUUUUGUGUACAUUGUGUUUUCGUAACCGAUCCUGCUGACUUUGUACAAACUGCCUUAGACUUAAGCCCAAUACUUAUGUUGAACACCCUAUGUAAAAGUUGGAGACAGGUUUAGAUGGCGCACAGCCACUUUUUGAAAUUGGCAAAAAUGUUGCCUAGGUUGGCGCUUAAGAUGUUCCAAAAAUAUUUGACUCUGUACAACUGUUGUUUUUCCAUGGUCGAAAGGUAACGAUUGAGCAUCCUAACAUUGUGCAGCUUCCUUGUGAAACUUUUUAUGUUGAGGACAAAUAUAUUAUUAAUUACAAAUGACGGUAACGCCGACAAAAAGUGUUUCUCCCAAGAUUCGACCAUGUUUUCAUCUGUUUGAGUACAUCAUGCACGAUAUCUUGCUGCAACCCGUAUGACAAUGCCAUCACGGUGGAAGCGCUCGUAAAAAGAUCAUGAAUGAAACAUGCUAUGUAACUCAUAAAAGCAUUAUUCUUCCAUCAGAGACAAUCGUUUUAUCAUUUGACUUGAUGUUGUAUUGUUUUUGUUAGUGAUGUCACCGCACAAACCUAAUGCGGAAAGUACAGACAAGAAGAUCUGAAAGAAAGGUGUUCUAGUUUAUCAGCGGUCAUUAGCUCUGCAUGUUGAAUAGUUAAAUGUCAUACUCUUACUCAAGACUAAAUACAAAAAAGAUACACAAUCAAAACGAGUCCAAAAAGU
Molecule: messenger RNA, 6651 nt
Organism: Anopheles coluzzii
Lineage: Eukaryota; Metazoa; Arthropoda; Insecta; Diptera; Culicidae
Product: zinc finger protein 251-like
Exons: 3
Coding region: 431-1900 (489 amino acids)
Cellular component (GO): nucleus
Source: RefSeq, a predicted model, not a curated record